Messenger RNA from Carassius gibelio (silver crucian carp), 2927 nucleotides. RefSeq names its product cytohesin-interacting protein. Gene Ontology annotation, molecular function: protein binding. The transcript is spliced from 9 exons. Lineage: Eukaryota; Metazoa; Chordata; Actinopteri; Cypriniformes; Cyprinidae. Bases 580 to 1611 code for a protein of 343 amino acids. The record is from RefSeq and is a predicted model, not a curated record.
ACUCCAUAGGCUUUGUCUAUGCCUAGUGGCUGACAACCCUCUGUUUCUGAUACUGUAUAGAUUUUUUUUAAUGCUCAAGAACCACUCAUAUUGUAUUCUAGAUUCAAAUUGAAUGUACAUCUGAUGAUAUACAAAAGAAAUUCAGGGUCAAAACCUCAGCGAAUCAGGUGGUUUGAUCUGUUGAGGAUCUAAUCUCAAUCUGUCUCUCACUACUGCAGCUUGCAGAAAGGUCCUCUGUGUAGACCACAAUGCAAAAGUGAUUGUCCACAGAGAGAGAGAGAGAGAGAGAGAGAGAGAGGAUAAAAGCUGUGCAGCACUGUGGAGACAGGUAAGAGAUGAGAGAGAUUUGAUACUACUGUGGUUUUCCAUGCAUGUUUGUUUCUCAGGCUACUGCAAAAUUCUCAAAGGAGCUAAAGGCUGAGGAAGGAAACAACCACAAGCAGAUUCACCAUUUCUGUCCACAGCACACAAGACAAACAUGAAAAGAGUUAAAGACUAAAGAGGAAAAAAAGGAACCAUUUAAAAUGGUCACAUUGAAGCCUGCAGCUGCAUGCAGUGUGGUUCAAUGAAUAAGGAGGCAUGAUGACAUCCAAUAAAAACUUUAAAGCACCUUUAAAACAACAAAGCAGCCUGGACAGCUACAUAAUCGACAACUCUCAAAAGAAGAAAAACAUACUGUGGCGACGACGCUCUUUCAGCAGUGCCAAAAAUUCGACUACCGAAGAGAUCAAAGAUGUGACAUUAUCACGCAGUAAGCUGCACAGAACUCACUCAAGAUCUUUAGUGGAUUAUACUGAUCCUCAGAGAACAAUGGUAUUAUUGGAGAAACAAGACAAUGAAGCCUUUGGAUUUGAAGUUCAGACAUAUGGUCUUAAGGUGAAAAACAGCAGUAUGGUGGAGAUGUGUACAUUUGUUUGCAGUGUGCAAGAUGGCAGUGCAGCUGAAACUGCAGGUUUGACUGCUGGUGACAUCUUAUUGUCAGUAAAUGGUGUCAGUAUUGAGGGAUCUACCCACCAGCACAUUAUUGAGUUGAUUCGAGAAUCUAAUAACAUGCUGAAGUUGGAGACGGUCAGUGGGAAUGUUAUGAAGAGAAUUGAAUUAGAGAAAAAGAUGCGCUAUCUUAAGCAAACCCUUCGUGAGAAAUGGGUGGAACUGCAAUCUCUCACACUUCAGGAAAAGCGUCUUACUCGAGGUAAUUUGAAUGAGAGUGCUCAGAGUCUGUCUGUCGACUCGCUGAUGUCUCUCUCAUCUCCAACUGGCCGCUCUGGGCAGCGUUUUUCCAGUGACAGCAGUUGCCGCAGCAUAAUGACAGAUGAUAGUGAGGAUGGAGCUUUCAUGUCAUCAGUAUUUGAUGACUCAAGUCCGUUCAGCCCAACUGAGCCAAACGGAGGCUUCUUCCAGCUGGAAGUGGGGGCCUUGCAACCCCUGACAAGAACACGCAGCAUUAGCCUGGCCAGCAGUAACGGUUCACUCUCCCCAAGCUGGGAACAUUCAUCUUUUUCCAUCUUUGGGACGCUGCCAAGGAGAGGCAGGAAAGGUAGUGUCCGCAAGCACCUUCUAAAGUUCAUACCUGGACUGAAUCACUCUGUAGAAGAAGAAGAGGGCAGCUAAAACAUAAUUUCUACCACCAUUGACUGCUGAUCUGAUGAAUCCUUUGACAUUGAGCAGUAGGAGAUUCAACCAGUUAAAGAAAACGUCAAAACGUUAUAGAAAAAAAUGCUAUACAAUAACUGAUGGGCAUUCAUGACUUACCUGCUUUAAGUGUUGAUGAAAUGAGGGGAGGAAUCUCACAUGAGCAUUACGGACUGCAUGGCAGCAACCUUUGUGUUAUUUUCUGUCUUUUUUGUUUUGUUUUUUUCUCACAAGGGACCAAAGCAUUACGACUUCCCUAAGAUUCAGCACUGAAAUAAACAACUGGCAUUAACCAAACUGAAAACCAACUGUAUUGAUAUAUUUUUUAGAAUUGCGUACACUGUUUCCACUGCUUUAAUUGAGUGGUUUAGAUUUCAGUCCCACAAGCUCAUGAAUGUGUCCUAGAUACUCAAAAUCUCGAAGUCUCUCAUCUGAUAUCUAUAGAUUGCAUAUCUAUAGAUCGCGUAUCCACUGUAGCAUGCAAAAGACAUAGGGGUGCUAGGAAGCUCUAUCUCAACACAGACUUGUUGUUUCAUAAUGUUAAUUAAUCAUGCACCUUGCUACAGUCCAAAGUCUUAAACUUAACACAAAUGCAAGUGUGUUACUUUUUUUACUCUUUCUUCUAAAGCCAAUUUUCUCAUUUAGAUUAACUACUGUCUUGAUGAAGCAAGAAUCUGAAAAGAAUUUAGCUACCUGAAUAAUAACAUAUCUGGUAUAAUUAGAGUAAUACUACAGUAUCCUUCAGUAUUAGGGUCUAAUAAUGUAAGAAUUAUGUUGAUGAUACACGGGGCAACUUUUUGAGCAAUUUAGACAGGCAGCUUUUUUUGAGCAAUGUUGCUUGGGUACUUUCACAUUGAGAAUUGAUAACAAAUGUCUGUCUGGAUACUUUAGGUCUGUCGUGGGUAUUUUUAUGUAUACUCUGUUAGAAGUCAUGUAAUCCUGAUCUCAGAUUAGUUUAGAUCAAAACUUUAAAUCCUUGACGGCAUGAAAAACGUCUGCUCUGUAGUGAAUGUGUGACAUGAACAUUAAGUGUUGAAUUGAAAAGACUCAGAUGUCGAGUGACAGAGCUCCAAACCACAGCAGGUAUAGAAAUUCAUAACAGGAUGUGGUCUGAUAGAGGUGCUACCAUACCACCUUUUUUUCUUUCUUUCUUAAGUGUUCCAUUUAACAGACCGUUUUAUUUAAUCUAAUUUGAAAUAUAUUAUUAUUAUAGUAUUACAAAAAAAUUAAUAUAUUUAAACUCAGUUUAAAUAUAUGAAUAAUUAUAAAUUAUAUUAAAUACAUGAUGAAUGUGA